UCCUCAUGCACAAUUUUUGUAUGAACACAGGGAAUGGCUGUUUCUUAGUAGGCACAAAUCCUACCCGUUACAAAUUCCAUGUUCAAGACAAAUCCUUUGAUAAAGAAACGCCAUAAAGUUUGUAACUUUCGUUGAUUGCUGACUUUUUUGGCUUCUGGGGUUUUCUCCAUUUGGUCACUGUGAUCAACCAUCUCAAUUUGACUUCAACAAGAACUACCCUUUGGGUGUGUGUCUCUUUCUCUGCUGAGAAUUCUAGUUGCAGACAAGGAAGUAGCUUAUUCUUUGUAAGUUGAGGCGAAUGGCUUCGCUUGGUGAUAUAGGACUUGCAGCGGCGAUCAACAUCCUUACUGCAUUUGCUUUCUUAAUAGCAUUUGCGGUACUUCGAAUCCAACCCAUUAAUGAUAGGGUGUAUUUUCCAAAAUGGUAUCUGAAGGGUUUAAGGAGCAGUCCGUUGCAAGGAGGGGCGUUUGUGUCCAAGUUUGUCAAUUUAGACUUCAGGUCAUACAUAAGGUUCUUGAAUUGGAUGCCUGCUGCAUUGCAAAUGCCGGAACCCGAACUAAUUGACCAUGCAGGCUUGGACUCUGCAGUAUACUUGAGGAUCUACUUACUAGGGCUGAAAAUAUUUGUCCCCAUUUCACUCCUAGCAUUUUCUGUUAUGGUUCCCGUCAAUUGGACCAACAACACCUUGGAACGUUCCAAUGUGGAGUAUAGUAACAUAGAUAAGCUUUCUAUUUCAAAUAUCCCAACUGGAUCAAAUAGAUUUUGGACUCAUCUGGCAAUGGCUUAUCUUUUUACCUUCUGGACAUGCUAUAUCUUGAAAAGGGAGUAUCAGAUAGUUGCUACAAUGAGAUUGUCCUUUCUUGCAUCUGAACGACGCCGUCCUGACCAAUUUACGGUACUUGUUAGGAAUGUACCACCUGAUCCUGAUGAAUCAGUAAGUGAGCUAGUGGAACAUUUCUUUUUGGUCAACCAUCCAGAGCACUAUCUCACGCAUCAGGUUGUUUACGAUGCAAAGAAACUUUCUAGUCUAGUUGCUAAGAAGAAGAAAAAGCAGAAUUGGCUUGACUACUAUGAACUUAAACAUUCUAGAAACCAAUCCAUAAGGCCAACUAAAAAGACUGGUUUUUUAGGUCUUUGCGGUAGUAGCGUGGAUGCGAUUGAUUUUUAUACUGCUGAAAUUGAGAAACUAUCAGAAGAAAUAGAGUUGGAGAGAGAUAAGGUGAAGAAAAAUCCUAAAUCUAUUAUGCCAGCUGCAUUUGUUUCCUUCCGAACUCGCUGGGGUGCAGCUGUUUGUGCACAAACUCAACAAACCAGAAACCCAACUAUAUGGUUGACUGAGGGGGCUCCAGAACCUCGUGAUGUGUAUUGGGAUAACAUGGCAAUACCAUAUGUUUCACUCUCAAUAAGGAGGCUUAUAAUUGGUGUUGCUUUCUUCUUUCUGACGUUCUUUUUCAUGAUUCCUAUUGCAUUUGUGCAAUCACUAGCUAAUAUUGAAGGCAUUGAGAAGGCAGCACCUUUCUUGAAGUCCUUUAUUGAAAUAAAAUUCAUAAAAUCGUUUAUACAAGGUUUCCUUCCUGGAAUUGCUUUGAAGAUAUUCCUCAUAUUUCUGCCAACAAUUUUGAUGAUAAUGUCCAAGUUUGAAGGUUUUAUAAGCCUGUCCGGUCUAGAAAGGAGAUCAGCCACAAGAUAUUAUAUCUUCCAGUUCAUUAAUGUAUUCCUUGGGAGCAUUAUUACUGGGACAGCAUUCCAACAACUAGAUAAAUUUAUCCACCAGUCUGCAAAUGAAAUCCCAAAAACAAUUGGUGUCUCCAUUCCAAUGAAAGCAACUUUCUUCAUAACUUACAUAAUGGUUGAUGGGUGGGCUGGAUGUGCUGGUGAAAUUUUAAGGUUGAAGCCACUGAUAUUCUAUCAUUUAAAAAACUUCUUCUUGGUGAAGACUGAAAAGGACCGCGAAGAAGCAAUGGAUCCCGGGACUAUUGGUUUCAACACAGGCGAACCUCAAAUACAACUUUAUUUCUUGCUUGGCCUUGUAUAUGCAGUGAUCACACCAUUUCUUCUUCCAUACAUCAUAGUGUUCUUUGGUUUGGCAUAUGUUGUCUACCGUCAUCAGAUUAUAAAUGUGUAUAACCAGGAGUACGAGAGUGCUGCAGCAUUCUGGCCUGAUAUUCAUGGACGUAUUAUAUUUGCAUUAGUGAUCUCACAGCUGCUGUUAAUGGGAUUAUUGAGUACAAAAGAAGCUGCUAACUCAACUCCAUUGCUCAUCAUUCUCCCAGUUUUGACAAUAUGGUUCCAUUUGUUCUGCAAGGGACGAUAUGAACCUGCUUUUGUUCAGCACCCAUUACAGGAAGCAAUGAUGAAAGACACAUUGGAGCGUGCUAGAGAGCCACAGUUGAACUAUAAAGAGUUCCUCCAGAAUGCAUACAUCCAUCCAGUUUUUAAAAGUGAUGAAGACUCUGACAGUGAUGUAAUGAGCCAAGAGUUUGAGGAUGAGCCUAUGCUUGUCCAAACGAAACGCCAGUCUCGGAAAAACACACCUUUGCCUAGCAAACAUAGUAGUUCUUUAUGAGCAUUAAAGGCCUUAGAGUUGAUGUAGAUGACUAAGUGAGUGUUGGAGUCUGGUUAAUGCACAAAGAGCAACAUUGCCUCUGUUAAUACAACAUGGCACGGUUGGCUCACAAGUCCUUUUUUCUUUGUAAAUACUACCAAAAGCAAGUGCUCUAUGAGUAUUAUUCAGAUCAAAAUUUAGUAGCUAUAAUAGCAAGUUUACUAGAAUUGUGUUGUUAUUGGUACUAAA
Molecule: messenger RNA, 2794 nt
Organism: Lotus japonicus
Lineage: Eukaryota; Viridiplantae; Streptophyta; Magnoliopsida; Fabales; Fabaceae
Product: CSC1-like protein At3g21620
Exons: 12
Coding region: 299-2566 (755 amino acids)
Cellular component (GO): plasma membrane
Molecular function (GO): calcium-activated cation channel activity
Source: RefSeq, a predicted model, not a curated record